AAGAAAACGCCGUGUCCAUCCUUGGAAAGCACGAUGCUUGGCUGGACGGGGACGCAAAGAUGCAGAAGAAGAAGAACAUCGGGAUUCGGGAACCGACGCCAGUGGCUGCGCUGCAUCGUCUUUUUGGACAGCGUGACGAACGCUCACUUGGGCAGAGCGCGCGCAGUGACACGCCACCACGACCUCGUCCGUUCCUCCGCGCGGGCGCGGCGGCAACCAACGCGCGGCGGUUUCUUCCCCGCGGAAGCCUUCCCGAUUCUUUGCGCCCGCCCACGGUUGGCUCAAGCCUUCAAGCAACCAGUCCCCGCACCAACCCCCCGCGCCCCACCAAACACCCGCCCUUCAGUUGGGGGAGUUGCGCGCGGCCAGCAGCGCGCGGCGGGAGGAUCGACGACGAGAGGCGCGGCCGGCGGCGGUCUGGAGCGGCAGCACGCGUACGGGCGGGGGAUGCUGCUGAUGGCCGCGCCGGGGGCAGGCGCCGCCGACCACCACCAGAAGCGGCGGCGGGGGCGGCCGCUGUCCGCCGAUCUGCUCCAGAACUGCGACCUGCCGCCUCCGGCAAAGCUCUUCGGCCCCUUGCCCACCCUGCAGAGGCUGGAGAGCGCGGCGGGCGCGGACAACCACCACAAGGGCAGCGACGGCGGCGGCGGGGGCGGCAACGACAGCCUGCUGCGGGCGCUGCGGCUGUCGCAGUCGCGGGCGCGCGAGGCGGAGGAGAAGCUGGCCGCGGCGGGCGCCAGCAACGGCGGCCUGGCCGCGCUGCUCCUGCGCGACUCGGCGGCGCUCUCCGCGCACCGCCGCUGGGUCAUGAUGCUCGAGGCCGAGAACUCCGUGCUCAGGGCGGGACGAGGGGCCGCACCCGGCGGCGCGGAGCCGGGCGAGGGCGAGGACGGCGGCGCGGUGGGGGUGGCCGCCGCGUGGUGGGUGGCGCUCGCGGUCUGCGUCGGCAUCGCCGGCGUCGGCCUCGCGCUCGGCAACCUCCUGCUCUGAAGUUGAUACAUAAUUAACUGUGCUCUGAUUAGAUUUUUGUAAGUAAGUUGCUCGUCGGAAUGCCUAAUCUUUCCACCGGACACCAAGGACGAUCCGCCGUGUGCUCGUUCCAGCACUGAGCUUACAGUGCGUGUGAAAAUGUUAACACCUGCUGCUCCACGCUUGCUUACAUUGCAUUGCAUUGGAACCUCGCGUGUCGGCGUGUGUUUUACCUC
This is a messenger RNA of Lolium perenne, 1205 nucleotides long. RefSeq lists its product as uncharacterized. The record is from RefSeq and is a predicted model, not a curated record. NCBI's taxonomy places the organism in Eukaryota, Viridiplantae, Streptophyta, Magnoliopsida, Poales, Poaceae.